Molecule: messenger RNA, 2571 nt
Organism: Pneumocystis murina B123
Lineage: Eukaryota; Fungi; Ascomycota; Pneumocystomycetes; Pneumocystales; Pneumocystaceae
Exons: 6
Coding region: 1-2571 (856 amino acids)
Biological process (GO): DNA strand elongation involved in DNA replication; double-strand break repair via break-induced replication; mitotic DNA replication initiation
Cellular component (GO): nucleus; MCM complex
Molecular function (GO): single-stranded DNA helicase activity; single-stranded DNA binding; ATP binding
Source: RefSeq, a predicted model, not a curated record
AUGGAAUUACCUGUUUUACCAGAUCAAUUAUUUAAUGACAGGGUAAGAAUAUGGCAAGAGUACUUAGAUAAUAGGUUGGAUGAUCCAAACGUUGUAAAUUAUCAUGAAGCAAUCAAACGUAUGCUUCAUCUUGAGGAGCGACGAUUAACUGUAAAUAUUGAUGAUAUUAGAGACUAUAAUCGCAAUCUUGCAGAUGGAUUAUUAAAUGAACCUUCAGAAUAUUUGCCACCAUUCAAUAAAGCAUUAAAAGACGUUGUUUUAACAAUAAGAGAUAUUAAUAAGCAUAAAGUUGAUGAUGUUUUGUUUUAUAUUGGAUUAAUUGGAUCAUUUGGUGAUCAACAUAUAAGUCCACGUACUAUUCGUGCUCAGCAUUUGGGUAAAUUGGUUUGUCUUGAGGGAAUUGUUACACGUUGUUCACUUGUACGUCCAAAAAUAGUGAAAUCUGUUCACUAUUGUGAAAAAACAAAGCUUUUUCAUUAUCAUGAAUAUAGAGAUGUUACGGCAAUAGGUAAUGAAAUACCAACAUCUAGUGUUUAUCCUACACAAGAUGAAAAUGGAAAUCCUUUGACUACGGAAUUUGGAUAUUCUGUUUAUCGCGAUCAUCAAACAAUUUCUAUUCAAGAAAUGCCUGAAAGAGCACCUGCUGGACAAUUACCAAGAAGUAUUGAUGUAGUUAUGGAUGAUGACUUAGUCGAUCGCGUAAAACCUGGGGAUCGCAUUCAAUUAGUAGGUCUUUAUAGGGCUUUAGGAAAUAGAAAUGCAUCAUCAAGUUCUACAUUUCGAACAAUUAUUAUUGCAAACAAUGUUAUUUUAUUAUCUUCUAAAGGAAAUGGAGGUAUUGCACAGAUAGAUAUUACGGAUACAGAUAUAAGAAAUAUUAAUAAACUUUCAAAAAAAAAAAACAUAUUUGAAUUACUUUCUCGCUCUCUUGCCCCAAGUAUUUUUGAAUAUGACUACAUUAAAAAGGCGGUUCUUCUUUUGCUGCUUGGAGGGAUUGAAAAAAAUCUUGAUAAUGGAACACAUAUUAGAGGUGAUAUCAAUAUUUUAAUGGUAGGUGAUCCAUCUACAGCAAAAUCCCAAAUGCUUCGUUUUAUUGUAAACACUGUUCCAUUAGCUAUUGCUACUACUGGAAGGGGUUCUUCUGGAGUGGGAUUAACAGCUGCAGUUACGACGGAUAAAGAAACAGGAGAACGUCGUCUUGAAGCAGGUGCUAUGGUAUUAGCAGAUCGUGGAGUGAUUUGUAUUGAUGAAUUUGAUAAAAUGUCUGACAUUGAUCGUAUUGCAAUUCAUGAAGUUAUGGAACAGCAGACUGUUACAAUAGCAAAAGCAGGGAUUCACACUUCUCUUAAUGCAAGAUGCAGUGUUAUUGCAGCUGCAAAUCCUGUUUAUGGUCAAUAUGAUCCUCAUAAAGAUCCUCAUCGAAAUAUUGCCUUACCUGAUUCUUUGUUAUCUCGAUUCGAUCUUUUAUUUGUUAUUACAGAUGAUAUUGAUGAGGCUCGUGACCGUUCUAUUUCUGAACAUGUAUUGCGUAUGCAUCGUUAUUUAGCACCUGGUACUGAAGAAGGUGUUCCUGUAGCAGAUAAAUAUGGAAAAAAUUUAUCAGUAGGUACAGGAAGUGGUCUUGGAGCUGAUAGUUUAAUUUAUGAAAAAAUGAAUCAAAUAUUUUAUAAUAAUUCUUCUAAUGCAGAAAAAUCAAAAAAAAAUGAAAUUUUAAGUAUUUCUUUUUUAAAGAAAUACAUUCAAUACGCAAAAAGUCGAAUAAAACCCGUACUUACGAAAAAGGCGGCGGAUUAUAUUAUAUCUACAUAUAGCGCUUUGAGAAAUGACGAGUUAGGAGCUAAUCAGCGUAAAACAUCACCUAUAACUGCACGGACAUUAGAAACACUUAUCCGUUUAUCAACUGCACAUGCCAAAGUUAGAUUAUCUCAAAAGGUUGAAGAAAAAGAUGCUUAUAUUGCUGAAGAAAUUCUCAGAUAUUCUUUAUUUAAAGAAAUUGUUAAAGAAGAUCGGCGAAAACGACGUCGACUUCAAAAAACUCAAGAUAGUGAAAGCGAAGAAAAUGAAUGUGAAGCAAUAGAUGAAAAUAAUAUAGAACCUCAGUUAAAAUCAAGUAAAAAGAUCGCUACAAUGCAACAUCCUGAUGACGAUACUCCAAUGCCCGACAUAAAUAAUAUUCAUAUAACUGAUUAUACACAAGAGCCUAGCGGUAGAAAUAUACAACAGGAAUCUCAACAAGAAACUCAAGUUUCCUGGGGAUCCACACAAUCAUUAUAUACACAAUCUCAAAUCGAUCAAGAUAGCCUUUCUAAAGACAACACUCAGCCAAAUCUUCCUACAGAACAAGUCAUAUCUCCAUCUAGAUUCUCCCUUUUCUCAUCUAAAUUAGCACAUCUCAUAACUACGCCUUUGUUCAGAGAAGAAUAUGCAAAUUUUAAUGAUUUAUUCUCUGAAAUCAAUAAAGAAUUAGCACAAGAAGAACUCUUUACAACUCGCGAAGUUAUGGCAGCAUUAAAUAAAUUAUCAGAACAAAACAAAAUUAUGAUUUCUAAUAAUAUUAUUUAUAAAAUUUAA